Molecule: messenger RNA, 639 nt
Organism: Colletotrichum truncatum
Lineage: Eukaryota; Fungi; Ascomycota; Sordariomycetes; Glomerellales; Glomerellaceae
Source: RefSeq, a predicted model, not a curated record
AUGCAAAUAUCCAAGAUCGUCACUUCGUUUGCUGUUCUCAGCACAACCUCAGCUUUUGUGCUCCCCCGCUUCAUUACAGACCUGAGCGACCUUGCCAAAACUAACGGGCAAUUCGGCAACUUACCACAAAUUAUCCCAACGGCUGCUACGAUCAAGACUGACUUGACCAAUGUUAUUAAUUCCGUUCAGAAUCUCACCACUGCUCUUUCCAACCCCGAUGGAAAGUCACCCACAGAGCUCAUCAAGGGUGUCCUCGACGUUCGCAGCGUCCUUUUGAACACCAUAUCCCUUCAGUCAGCAAACCGCCAGGCAAUGCUGGACGCGAACGAGCUCGACACGGUUUUCUCGCCCGCCGACUCGACGAGUAUCGUGUCACAGCUUAAGGAUGAAUUUCUGCCCAAGGUUCAAACAGCAUUGAGUCUUCUCAAAGAGGCCAAGAAGCAGAACCUCCUCCCGACCUUGACCACUUCAUCGGCCAUCUUGCCCUAUCUCAAGAUCACGAGGAAGGAGUUUGAUACCUUUGGCAAGGGCAUCGUCAAGUUCCUCGAUGCCGGCUCCAAGUCGGGGGGUCAGACCGCAUUGGACAGCACUCUGGCGGCAUUGGACGAUGCCAUCAACGAUUACUCUAAGCUGUUCUGA